AUGAGUCCAGCAGAAGACCCAGAGCCCAUAGCAAUGCCUCUCUCAAGUCCAGUUGGAGGCUUAGAGCCUGACAAUGUCCCACACAGAGACACACUUCAUGGAUCUGAACUGGAAAGGCCCAAAGCAAAUUAUAGAUCUAGGAUUCAUUCCCCCAUGUACUUCUUCAUUGGAAACCUGUCCUUCCUGGACCUCUGGUAUGCUUCUGUCUAUGCCCCUAAAAUCCUAGUGACCUGCAUCUCUGAGGACAAAAGUAUCUCCUUUGCAGGCUGCAUGGCUCAGUUCUUCUUCUCCGCUGGACUGGCCUACAGUGAGUGCUACCUGCUGGCCGCCAUGGCCUACGACCGCUACGUGGCCAUCUCCAAACCCUUGCUGUAUUCCCAGGCCAUGUCCCCAAGGCUAUGUGUCAGUCUUGUCACAGCUUCCUACCUGGGGGGCUUUGUAAACUCCACUAUUAUCACCAGUGAGACAUUCACUCUGAGCUUCUGUGGUGACAACAUCAUUGAUGAUUUCUUCUGUGACCUGCCUCCGCUUGUUAAGCUGGCAUGUGAUGUGGAGCCCAGCUACCAGGCUGUGCUGUACUUCAUCCUGUCCUCCAACGUCAUCACCCCUUCUGUGCUCAUCCUGGCCUCCUACCUCUUUAUCCUUGUGGCCAUCCUGCAGAUCCGCUCCGCCCAGGGCCGCCUCAAGGCCUUCUCCACAUGUGGCUCCCACCUGACAGCUGUCACCCUGUACUACGGCUCCAUCCUGUUCAUCUACUCCAGACCUAGCACCAGCUACACCCUGGAAAGGGACAAAGUGGUGUCGGUGUUCUACACCGUGGUCAUCCCCAUGCUGAACCCCUUGAUCUACAGCCUGAGAAAUAAAGACGUCAAAGAGGCCCUGCGGAAAAUACCAGCUAGGGUUAAGUUCCCUUAA
Messenger RNA from Octodon degus (degu), 915 nucleotides. RefSeq names its product olfactory receptor 1013. Gene Ontology annotation, molecular function: olfactory receptor activity; odorant binding; G protein-coupled receptor activity. Gene Ontology annotation, cellular component: membrane. The record is from RefSeq and is a predicted model, not a curated record. NCBI's taxonomy places the organism in Eukaryota, Metazoa, Chordata, Mammalia, Rodentia, Octodontidae. Gene Ontology annotation, biological process: sensory perception of smell; G protein-coupled receptor signaling pathway. The transcript has 3 exons. Bases 1 to 915 code for a protein of 304 amino acids.